CCCCCAGUUCUCUGACCUCCCCCUGCAGCCUCUCAAGCGCCGCCUCUGUCCUGCCCACUUCCUGCUGUAGCCCAUCACGCUCUGAAAGGUUGUUGGGAAGGUUCUGAAGUGUGGAAGCUCCACCCUCAGAAGCUGUUUGUUGCUAAGCGCUGCUCAGCACCAAACACCAUAAAACACCAACGGUCACUCAUUCGUUUAUAAUAAAAACAAAGCAGAUUCACCUCAGGCCUCUGCAGGACCGGACUACGAACACUCACUACCCACCUACGCUCCCCACGUUCACUCUGCAGGGACUACGCUCCCCACGUUCACUCUGCAAGGACUACGCGCCCCUCGUUCACUCUGCAGGGACUACGCUCCCCACGUUCACUCUGCAAGAACUACGCUCCCCACGUUCACUCUGCAAGAACUAUGCUCCCCACGUUCACUCUGCAAGAACUACGCUCCCCACGUUCACUCUGCAGGGACUGUGCUCCCCACGUUCACUCUGCAAGAACUACGCUCCCCACGUUCACUCUGCAGGGCCUGUGCUCCCCACGUUCACUCUACAGGGCCUGUGCUCCCCACGUUCACUCUGCAAGAACUAUGCUCCCCACGUUCACUCUGCAAGAACUACGCUCCCCACGUUCACUCUGCAGGGACUACGCUCCCCACGUUCACUCUGCAGGGACUACGCUCCCCACGUUCACUCUGCAGGGACUACGCUCCCCACGUUCACUCUGCAAGGACUGCGCUCCCCACGUUCACUCUGCAAGAACUACGCUCCCCACGUUCACUCUGCAGGGCCUGUGCUCCCCACGUUCACUCUGCAGGGACUGUGCUCCCCACGUUCACUCUGCAGGGACUACGCUCCCCACGUUCACUCUGCAGGGACUAAGCUACCCACGUUCACUCUGCAGGGACUGUGCUCCCCACGUUCACUCUGCAGGGACUACGCUCCCCACGUUCACUCUGCAGGGACUACGCUCCCCACGUUCACUCUGCAGGGACUACGCACCCCACGUUCACUCUGCAGGGACUACGCUCCCCACGUUCACUCUGCAGGGACUACGCUCCCCACGUUCACUCUGCAGGGACUACGCUCCCCACGUUCACUCUGCAUGGACUACGCUCCCCACGUUCACUCUGCAGGGACUACGCUCCCCACGUUCACUCUGCAGGGACUACGCUACCCACGUUCACUCUGCAGGGACUACGCUACCCACGUUCACUCUGCAGGGACUACGCUCCCCACGUUCACUCUGCAGGGACUACGCUACCCACGUUCACUCUGCAGGGACUACGCUACCCACGUUCACUCUCUAGGGACACGUCAGGGACACCGGAGAGAAUACCUCGAUUGUCUGAAUUGCUUCCCGUGAUGCAGGCAAUCGACAACGCAAGCUAAUCAAGCACAACAUGCCUGCAAACUCACAAAUCCACAAACACAAACACGUGCGGGCACACACACCGGCACAGUGCUGAGUGAUGUGUCAUGGUUCAGAAGGUGGACACGGAUCCAGUCCACUGCACACUAAAAACAGCUCCCUUCUUUUCUCUCUCUCUCUCACACACACACAUACACCCACACACACACACACACACACACACACACACACACACACACACACACACACACACACACACACUCCACUUACUUCUGUGUUUAGCAGAAAAAACACAGUGAAAUUUCAAUGGAGAAAUUUCUGAAUCUUACUUUAGUUGUGUAUGUGAAUGUUAUUGUAUGUGUGUCUUUGUUUAUCUGUGUGUGUGUGUGUGUGUACUGCUCCUCCCUGCCUAAGAGUCUGGACUUGCCUCAGUGCUCCGCAGACUUUAUGAGCUCAUGGCUAGUAUAAAGCCAACCAUUUCAUCCACAACCCUAUACACACACACUUUAU
This is a messenger RNA of Electrophorus electricus (electric eel), 1877 nucleotides long. The record is from RefSeq and is a predicted model, not a curated record. Lineage: Eukaryota; Metazoa; Chordata; Actinopteri; Gymnotiformes; Gymnotidae.